AUGGAGAGUCUUCCGGGAGCGGAGAGCCUCCUCCACGGUCCAUUUCCGGAUAACCAGACUUCAACUGUGCCACAACCGGACUCUGCUUCCGAGCAGUUCUCCCAUUCCAAUCUCUCACGCUCAUCAUCUCUCGCUCAGAAAAGAAUAUCAUCACUACCUCGUGCAAAGACGGCCCGCCAUGCCAAACGCCUCACCUUGAACUUCCCCAUCAAUCUGAACGAGCCUGAGACACCCGAUUGCAACGUCACCUCACCCAGCUCCAUAACCCCAGUCACACAGUCCUCAACUCGCCCCUCCCCCGCUCAGCCUCCGGGAACACCUAUGGCAUUUGAUGUCCCGGAUGAUGGCUAUGACUUCCUGCGGGCCAUCGCCUCCCAGGAACGGAAGGUGAUGGAGCUUCGCGAGGAGCUCACAAGGGCCGAAGCAGACCUAGUGACAAUUAAGAAGCAAUGGGCACUUUCUGAAAAGUCCAGGAAGCGGGCGGAGAUCAACCACGUGGAGCCACUAGUGCCCCUGCGGUCGCCUGAUUUCUCAACACCCGAGGUCUCGAGUUCACACGUCCGGGAACAGAGCAUGAGCUCAGUUACAAGCUCCACGGUGUCACAGGAACGGAUAAGCCGGGAUCUAGACCGACGAUCUAGCGUGCGUGCUGCCGCCGCCGUACCAGGAACUAAGAUUGGAACUAAUGGUCGGCGAGUGUUUCACGGCGCACAUACUCGGACUUUGUCUCUUUUGUCGCCAGUCUCAGGUCCCAGCCCUUCUUCCCGUGGAGAACCAUGUCUCUCAAAUGCUGACCGCGUGGGUCGUACUCCGCGGUCCGCAACAUUACCAUCCGUCGACCGCAAUAAUGCAGCUUUGAUGAGUGCACAACUAGACGAGACCCAGGUACCAGAACAUCUACUCGCACAGUGGCAUAAGACUCUUCCUCCCCCUUCGCGGGAGGCCUUGGUGCGCACGGGCAAGCAAAUGGCAUCCGAUCUCCGCGAGGGUCUGUGGACAUUUUUGGAAGAUAUCCGACAAGCUACCGUGGGCGAGGAAGGAAUCAACGGCACGCAAACACGAACCUCACCAUCCAACUCAUUGGCACCACCAAAUGGUCGCAAGCGGGACUCGUUGGCGGGAUCCCGGAGUCGAGAACGGUUGCUAGCGGACGGCAAGCUAUCGCGAUCAUCGUCGUCAUCGUCUUCGCGGGGGAGGGGGCCAGCGGCCGAGACAAAAACUGGUAAAGACACCAAGCCGGCAGAAAUUUCCACAUCUUUCUGGAACGAAUUCGGCAUUGAUACACCUGCUCAGAAGUCUCCGAACGCUCCGCGCACCCCCUCCGACAACAAAGCCGCCAACCGAAACGAGGCGACCGAAGCCGAACAGCGCGACCACCCCUCUAGUAAUUCAAUCGAUGCGCAGGAUGAAGAUCUCGACAACUGGGAUAGCUGGGACACGCCGCUAUCCGGACAGAAGACCCACACGCCCUCAUCGAGCCGAUCAACGGUUGCAUCCAAACAUGAUCAAUCACCCACCACACAGGGUAGCAGCCCUCGAACCAGCGCUAGCUUUGGCGAUUUGAACCCGGCUUCCUCUACACUUGAUCCUAGUGUCUCUGAAAGCAUUCCCUGGCCUGCAAUUACCAAGCUGGCUCCCUCGAAGCUUCAGCGUACUGCAUCCAAUCUGAUGGCAGAAUGGGAGCGCUCGCUGUCGCCUACUCCAGAGCGAACUGCCUCUCCUUCGCUCAGUCGCAAGGACAGCAAGAAGGACUAAUAGGGUUCUUUCUUUCCUUUCAUGUAUAUACUUGCUACCUCUUCUUCGACCCUAUCUACGGAAUUACGUAGGGCUACGACCUUCGAACUAUACCAUACGAGAGCGUUGCUUCUUCUCUUGUCGAUACAUUUUCUUCUCUUUGCUAUCUUUGAAGUACUUGUGCAGGCUUCGAUUUGCUUUUAAGAUUUGUUGAAAAUACCAGUUGAUUUGAUCACAUGCUGUUUUUGGUUAUCUAGCUUCAUGAAUACAAC
Molecule: messenger RNA, 2006 nt
Organism: Penicillium samsonianum
Lineage: Eukaryota; Fungi; Ascomycota; Eurotiomycetes; Eurotiales; Aspergillaceae
Product: DUF4048 domain-containing protein
Exons: 2
Coding region: 1-1755 (584 amino acids)
Source: RefSeq, a predicted model, not a curated record